Molecule: messenger RNA, 6348 nt
Organism: Vespa crabro (European hornet)
Lineage: Eukaryota; Metazoa; Arthropoda; Insecta; Hymenoptera; Vespidae
Product: histone-lysine N-methyltransferase 2D-like
Exons: 4
Coding region: 883-4227 (1114 amino acids)
Source: RefSeq, a predicted model, not a curated record
UCAUCAGUUUUUUUUUCUUUUUUUUUCUUUUUUUUUUACUUUAACCGCUGAUCUCUCAUUUCUUUACGUCUUCUAAUACGUAUUUGUAAAUUUACUUCAUGUUUUAUUAUCGCUUAAUAUCAAAACGACGGAGUUAACUAAUAAAGAUGACGCAUAGAAUUAUUUCGAAGGAUCAUCAGUUUUAGAUUUUUUUAUUCGGGAUCAUCAAUGUCCUCAUUUUCAAAUGGAAUUUAUAUGAUAUCAUAGAAUAUGACUCUGGAACUCUGUGGCUCGUAUUAUUACGAAAUAAAAUCGUCGUUAGUAAAACGUGACAAAAUAUAUACUUUAAAACGUUUCAAAUUAUUCAUUAAUAAGUUAAAGAAAACUUUUCCUUUCUGUAUAUAUUCUACGUGAAAAAUUUCUUUUUAAAUUUCCUUAAACGUUCCUUAUGAAACAUAAUAUUUACUUUCUUCAAUUUAUUACAGAACUAUCGAUACUCGACGAGGAAGUAUGUAUAUAACGAUAAAACAUCGUUCGACGGCAAUUUAUUAUAUAGCAGGAAGUUUUUUAAUUCGUCAAAUGAAAAAUCUUAAACGAGGUGGGAAAAAUUGAAAAAUAAAGAGGACGUUCUGAUUCGACGCAUAUUUUCAGAUAAAAAUAUCUUCUUCAUAGUCGAUGGAAAUACAAGAUCUGAUUUAUACGAUUAUCAACGAAUAUUGCGGAAAUAUCGUUCGCUUGUUUAAAAUCACCCAAUGUAGAAUGACAUGUCAUCGCCAACGAGUUAACGUCCAACGAACGACCUUGAAGGCCUGGCGAUCAUUUGAUAGAAGACAUAAAACUAUACCCAACCGCUAUCGUUUAUCAGCUUUUUUUUUGGAUUGAAAUUUCCCUCAACGGAUCAUCAUGUGGUCCCUCAAAUUGGUAGUAAUCCUGACGACGAUCGUCUUCGUCACGAUUUAUGCCAAAGAGGAAACGACCAAGAAUCGGGACAAGAGACAACAGAUACCUUAUCAUGCUAGAAGGGGUGCUAGACCACCACCUUAUGCCGUUCAAAUGGAACCAAUCGUUCAAUAUUCUCAACGAGAUCCUCUUUAUAAUCCUUUGAUAAAUUCUAAGAGCGACGAUCUUGGUAUAUACGAAGAAAAUCCAUCGAGUUAUUACCAAUCGGAGCCAGAGCCAAUUAUUGAGAUUAUCAUUAAGGAAUCUAACGAAUCCUUACCAACUCCUGUACCACCUCCGACUCCACCGCCUUCGAGACCAACGAAAGAACCAAUACAAGUUUAUUACGUAAAGUAUGAAAAGAAAGGAGGCUAUGGAGAGAAAUCUCGAGUCGUAUACGAUCCACCCGUACGUGCUUUGACACCGGUAGAAGAACACGAAGAAAUUAAAUCCAAGCAUCAUAAGGAAGAACCUAUCCAACCGGUAACACCAUCACCUCCAGAACCAUCGACCACUUUAAGAGCUAUCAUUCGACCAGAUAGCGAGACUUAUCAUUCCGGUGGUAGCGGAAUUCGUGUUACCUUUGGAACGGAACAAUUACCACCUAAUAAUCAUAACAAACGUAAUGACAUUGAAACGCCAGUUUCUACUCAAAGUACAAAGCCUCAUUCUCUUGGUUCUGUUGCACCUGGUACACCUAAAAGACAGCAUGGUCCUUAUCAGCCUUUACAACCUGUACAGCAAAGAGUACCACCUGCAUUUCCACAGCAAAGAGUCGUUAAUUCUUUUCAACCACCGCUAUCUUUAAUUCCGCAACAACAGCAACAACAACAAUUACCAUUAAAGUUUAUACCACAAAGGCAGCAACAGUUCCCAUCGGCUUUAUCAGUGAGAAAUCAAUUGCAAAGACCACAGCAACCACCGUUACCUAUUCAGAGUUUGCCUGAUCUAUCGCAACGAACACCGUCUACUGCUUUCGGUCCUCCUCAUCGUAUUAGUAUAAAUCAUCCUCAACAGCCAGGACUUCCACCAACGCUGUCGGUUUCUCAUCAAAGCGUGCAAUUGCAAAAUCAGCCGCUUGGACCUAUUCAACCUAAUUUCCAUGUGGAACGAAAACAACCUCAGCAGCAACAGCAGCAGCAGCAGCAACAGCAACAACAACAGCAACAACAGCAACAACAACAACAACAACCACAACAACAACAGCCUCCGGUAUUUUCACAACAAGAACAAGAGAAACAACGGUAUCAUGAACAGCGACGUCAGCAAGAGGCAUUGAAGCAACGUGAACAUCAACGGCAACGCGAACAGCAAAGACUUCAGGAACAUCGUAGACUCGUAGAAUUACAACGACAAUUCGAUCAACAGAGGCAUAUAGAACAACAAAGACAGGUUGAACAACAGAGACAAGUGGAACAGCAAAGAUUGGCGGAUCAGCAAAGACUCGUCGAACAACAGCGAUACGCGGAACAACAAAGAUUGACGGAACAACAGAGACUGGCGGAAGAACAAAGACUGCUGGAGCAGCAGAGAUUGGCUGUUGAACAGCAAAGGCUACAGGAACGUCAAAGAUUGCAUGAACAGCAUCGAAUUCAAGAACAAAGAAGACGUAAACAAGAACACGAACAAAGACUCUUGCAAGAGCAACAAUAUCGUACAUCUUUGAAGUACAAUCAGGCUAUUCCAUCGCAAGGUGGUAUUCCAGGUCAACCUCCAUUACCUAUUCAAAAGCCAGAAGGAGAAAUCUUUAAGGCCGUACCAAAGUUGGAACAACAUUAUGCGAUCAGAGAGAAUCCGUUACAUCCAGGCCCGUUCCCACCAAAUACAGUACAAUUUCCAGAAAGUUCGUUGAAUCAGUACCAGGCAACGCAUCAAUUAAACACUUUACAGGAUUCCCGACAAAUCGCGGGAGGUCAAUCGAAUCGAAUUUUAAACGACGAAGUACCACGACAGAUACAACAACAAAUUGAAAAUCAACAAGUUCCCUCGGGUCAUCGACAUUUAACGUUCAAUUCUGAUUCGUUAGGACAUCAACAGACGCAAUUGUCGUUGACACCAUCCGUAAGCACUCAACAACAACAUCGUCAAAGGGAACAACAAUCUUUUUGGGGACGUUCACCUUCACCAAACAAUGAUGUACAAAAGUCCCAAACGAUUUACGCAACACCAGUUAGUAUCCCUUCUGAAUUCGGAUCAUCCACCGGUAGGAUAUCCUACAGAAAUGGUCCGACAAUUUCUAGCAGUACUACGACAACGACGACGACAACAACUACGACCACAACCACAACCGAAGCACCAACGACAACUACUCUUUCACCGAAAAACGAAGCCAAGAUCAAGGAGAACAUUGCAAAUUUACCAGACGAAGUGCCAGACGAUAUAAGGGAACAACUUUUGAGUUCCGGUAUUUUGGGUAACGCUGACAUACAAAUACUUGAUUACGACAAGGUCGGUGGCAUACCAAUCGAGAAACUACCGCCCGAGGCAUUGGCAAAUUUCUACGGUGCUGGAGGUGGUUCCGCAGUGGCAGCGAGCGAGCCAAUACCGUCUAUCAUUAAAAAACCUGAAAUAUCAUUGUCGAAUGAAGACAACAUUUCUUCUGGCACGUCCGAAAGCGUUACUUCUUUAUCGAAAUACGAACCACCUAAUAAGGAAAUGAUGGAGAGCACGAUCAUGGGAAGGACCAAGAUCGAACAGGCCACUUUGAGGCCAGGUGGUGUAGAAAUGAAAGUAGUACGAUUCGAUCCAAGUACGGAGCAAGGCCGAGCAGUGGCCGAGCAACAUAUACGUGCUGACGCGACCAGACUCGAACCGGUCACUAUAGGUCCGGAAAAUCAUGACCAAUACAAUCGUUAUUUACCGCUUAAAGUAAGCGGUGCCUCGUUUCCUAUACCAGAUGUGCCCGAUCUAAAAGGACGAAAAAUAACGAGCGUGGUCGUAUUAGCGCCUGUUGACUAUCAUUUUCAGGAAAAGGAUAAAGGUCUUGAGACGAGGGAGGACAGAAAGAUCGACGACAUACAGGCUGUUAAAUUUUUAGCUGGCGAUACGCUCAAGCAACUCGUUAAAAAGCCUACCGUCGAUAAUUAUAAAAAGUGGUUGGAACAGGAAACUCGUACCGAACCUCAGAGACAAUCUGUUGUAUUAUUAAUCACCAUGCCGUCCAAUGAUCAAAGUAAAAACGACAAGGAAAUAUUCAUGUACGAUGUUAAUUCCCAAUCGGUUAGCAAAAUGUCGGGGGAUUUAUCGACGGCCUUUGUCGAUGCUGCCGAAAGCAAUUCAGACAGUACCGAUGACUUUUCUGGAUUUUAAACGAUCGAUCAUAAUUAAUCUAUCCUUUAACGGUCUAUAUCGCUCCUGUUUAACGUCUUUGAUUAGGAUCUAAUCACGAAGUUGAAUCGAUUAAUAACAUCGACCAUUGAGAUUUGUCAAUAUUAUUUUGUACCUUAUAUUUCGUUCUUUUUCUUUUUCUUUUUCUUUUUCUUUCUUUCUUUCUUUCUUUCUUUCUUUUUUUAUUAUUAUUUUUCUUUUUUCUUUUUAUUCUCUACACGUAUUAUAUACAAUCGUAAUAAUAACGUAUGUAUAUGUGCAUGUACAUAUGAGAGAGCAAGAGCGAACUAUCGAAUCGAGGAUGAUGAUUUCAUGCGGAUAACGAAGCAAAAGCGAAAGUCCUGUAAGCUAGAAAUAGAAAACGUAAGGAAAGUUACACGUGAGGAAUACACGGCACCUGGCAACGACGGCCAUUUCUAGGAUGACGAAUCACCAUGUUCGAGAAAUAUAUUUUUAUUAAAAGGAAAAAGGAAGGCAAAAAAACCACACACGCGCACGAGAAAAAAUGAAAGAAAAUACACAAAAAAAAAAAAAAAAGGAAAACACAAGGAAAAAAGAAAACCAUCCCAGGGAAAAAGGAAAAAAGAAAAAAAAAGAAGAAACAAAACAAAAAAAAAACAAAAAAAAAAAAACAAGUAAAAGAGGAACGUCCCGAGAUAUUUCACACAACAGAUGGUGAAACGAUUAUGAUAAACAUAUCACGGAACAUGACAUGAGGAUAAUGAGAGUACAUACUCCUUGUAGAUAUAUUAACGAUGUAUGAUUAUGUAUAUAACGCUGAUCUUUUUUUUACAUUUUUAUACGAAAUAAACGCAAUCCUUUUGUACGUGGAUAUUGUUAAUUUUCUAUGAAUACUAUGAAAGGAUCGAACGAAAGUGAGAUCUUCUCACGCAGCGCACAUAUACACAUAUAUACCCGCAUAAGGACGCAUACAGGCAACCCUAUCAAACCAUUUCCCAUCCCACCUUCACUCUCUCCCUUCCUCCUUCUUCGAUCUCGGUGAAUGGAUUAAUUUGAAAUUCUAUGAAAUCGCAUACAAAUAUUGCAAAUAUUGCAAGCAAUCAAACUUCUAUUUUCUAUAGGUUCAUUUCGUCUUGGCUCGUGAACUUGACGAAUAAAGAGACCAUCUUCAUUAGACUUUCAUCGUUUCUACGUCGGUAUAGACGAGUUACAUGAUUGAUAAAAAGAAUUUAUAAUAAUAGUAAUAAUAAUAAUAAUAAUAAUAAUAGUAAUAAUAAUAAUACAAUUAACAGAGUAAUAGUGGUAGUAGUAAUAGUAGUAAUAAAAAAAAAAAAAACAUGUUAGAAAGUUUUAAUUUCUCGCGUUUUUAAAAACGCUACGACGCUAGUCAAAUUGAAUGAAUCGAUACUUACGAAUGAAAUAUCGAUUGAGAUCGAGAUCGUAAUCUGUUGAAGAAAUAAUAAUUAUAAUAAUAAUAAUUAUAAUAAUAAUAAUAAUAAUAAUAAUAAUAAUAAUAAUAAUAAUAAUAAUAAUAAUAAUAAUAAUAAUAAUAAUACAAUCUACAGAGUUGUAGUACUAGUUGUAGUAUUAGUUGUAGUAUUAGUAGUAGUAGUAGUAGUAGUUGUAGUUGUAGUAGUAGUAAUAAUAGUAAUUGUAGUAGUAGUAGUAGUAGUAGUAGUAGUAAUAAUAGUAGUAGUAUUAAGAAAAACAUGAUAGUAUCUUUGAACUUCGCGGACUUUUGAAAACACUAUGAUGCUAAUCAAAUUAAAUGAAGAACCGAUACUUACGAAUGAAAUAUCGAUCGAGAUUUCAAGAUCGUGAUCUAUCGGAUAGACUUUCUGCGAUAAGAGAAGACAAUAUGACGUAAAUUUAUUUUUUAUAAUUGCACUACAUUUAAAUGAUCAUACACAUGUGAAAACUUUUAAUUACAUGUAUAGUGCACAUCGUUAUAAAACAAGCAAUUACACGUAAUAUUUCUAUUAAUUUUUUUCCAAAAAGAUUUUCUCGAGGAGGCAGACAGACAGAGACGGAGAAAUGGAAUGAUCUCUUAACGAGAAAAAGAAAGAUAGAGAUAGAAAUAAAAGGAUAGAAAGAGAGAGAGAGAGAGAGAGAGAGAGAGAGAGAGAGAGAGAGAGAGACAGA